This is a messenger RNA of Impatiens glandulifera, 1749 nucleotides long. Its product is annotated as sialyltransferase-like protein 1. The transcript is spliced from 11 exons. NCBI's taxonomy places the organism in Eukaryota, Viridiplantae, Streptophyta, Magnoliopsida, Ericales, Balsaminaceae. The record is from RefSeq and is a predicted model, not a curated record. Bases 130 to 1584 code for a protein of 484 amino acids. Gene Ontology annotation, molecular function: sialyltransferase activity. Gene Ontology annotation, biological process: pollen germination; pollen tube growth.
AUUCACCGACUGAGAAAUAGCCGAUAUGGAGCCGGAGGGAUCUGAUCGACUCAUCGUAGAGAGUCAAGUUUCUACUAGGAACAGCAAACUCGACGAGAUUCAGUCUCUUCUCCGUUGAGCCGGACGAUUAUGGCGAGACCACUGAAGGGUUUUUCUUCUACAUCAUCAUCAACUUCUUCCUUAACCAAGAGACCUGUCCUCUUCCCUCUUCUCUGUGCUGCUGCCAUUUUCUCGCUCCUCGUUUUGGCCAUCCAAUACUCUCUCUUCACCGGCUCCAAGAAGCUCGAUCCAAACGCAGAUGAAAUCCGCGUCUUGUUAGAUUUUCAGUCCGGCGUUCAGCAGUGCGUGGCAAACAGGGGCUUUGGACUAACUGCUACUGUGAUUGAUCACUGCAAUUUAAUUCUCAAGUUUCCUAAAGAUACUAAUAGUUCUUGGUAUAAUGAGCAGUUUAAAACCUAUGAACCUCUGGAGUACAAGUAUGAUGUUUGCGAGGCUAUUCUCUUAUGGGAACAGUAUCGGAACAUGACGACUGUCUUGACUAGAGAAUACCUAGAUGCUCGACCUGAUGGUUGGAUAGAUUAUGCAGCAAAGAGGAUAGCCCAAUUAGGUUCUGACAAAUGCUACAAUCGUUCUCUUUGUGAGGAGCAUCUUAAUUUAAUUUUACCUGCCAAACCACCCUUCCAUCCGAGACAGUUUAGGACAUGUGCGGUUGUUGGAAAUUCAGGGGAUCUUCUAAAAACCGAGUUUGGAAAAGAAAUUGAUAGCCAUGAUGCAGUUAUAAGAGACAAUGAAGCCCCAGUGAUAGAGAAAUAUGCCAAACAUGUUGGCUUGAAGAGGGAUUUUCGUUUAGUAGUUAGAGGUGCUGCUCGGAACAUGGUUGCUAUUCUUAAUGGUUCAGAUGAUGAGGUGCUAAUUAUUAAGAGCUUGACCCACAAAGAUUUCAAUGCUAUGAUUAAGACUCUUCCAAAUCCUAUCUAUCUCUUUCAAGGUAUUGUCCUACGAAGAGGGGCCAAGGGAACUGGGAUGAAAUCUAUAGAGUUGGCUCUUUCUAUGUGUGAUAUUGUUGAUAUAUAUGGAUUCACGGUUGACCCUGGCUACACUGAAUGGACCCGAUACUUCUCUGCCCCAAGAAAAGGGCACAACCCACUUCAAGGAAGAGCAUACUACCAGCUUCUCGAGUGCCUUGGUGUAAUCAGGAUCCACUCACCAAUGCGAGCAGAGCGAAAGGAAGACUGGUCAGAUGUGCCGACUAGAGAAAUGAUAAGCAGAGCUCAAGCAGCAGCCUUGCAAUUGAAGCGGAGUCGAACUGGUCAAGGCGGAGGUAUUGGGCAAUUUGGUAACUGUAAGGUAUGGGGUAAAGUGGGUCCCGAUGAUGUUGGGCCGAUUUCUGGGUCUCCCGACAUGACUGGUGCAAGAAAGUACUCGAAUUAUAGCAAAUGGGAAACCAUGCCUUUCGAGAGUCUAAGGAAGGAAACUCGGGAUCAUUAUAACCAGAUGGAAGAUGUGUCGCUUUACAAAAUGGAUGGAAACAAGUUGGAUGAUUUGGUUUGUGUCAAACACACCCUUAGAUCGGAAGAAAAGUAAAAUUUUAUUGUUGCAUUGAUUCAAGAUUUCUAGACAUUUUGAGGGUAUAUGAGAAUGAAACUACACAUUUUGUAUGAGCAAGCCCGUUGUAUUAAAACAGUUGUAAAGAAAGAAAUGGUCAAUUAUGUAAUUUCAUUGUAAUAUUUUAUGCCAUAUGUUAUUCAA